GGUAAUUAGCAAGCACAUGUCCUUUAAUGAGAGGGAGAGUUGAUUAAAAUCCCUUGGCCGCAGACCAUGGCCGUGCCCUCGCUGGCACAGUGUGUUCCCUCCCUUGCCUGCAGAGUGCUGAGAUGCUGCGUCCACGUGCAUCCCUGGACAGGGCUCAUCUUGCAUGUGUUUACAAUGCCAGUUUUACUGGGGAAGGUGGACAACCUGGAGCCUCCAGUAACAGCAUUCCUGUCUCUCUUUGACUUGCAGAACAAUCAAGUUCUUGGGAUCGGGAGCGGAUCUACGAUUGUACACGCGGUGCAGCGAUUAGCUGAGCGAGUUAAGGAGGAGAACCUGACAAUUGUCUGCAUCCCUACGUCCUUUCAGGCUCGUCAGCUGAUCCUGCAGAAUGGUUUAACACUGAGUGACUUGGACCGAAAUCCAGAGCUUGAUGUUGCCAUUGAUGGAGCAGAUGAGGUGGACUCUAACCUCAACCUUAUCAAAGGUGGCGGUGGCUGCUUGACACAGGAGAAGAUAGUUGCAGGAUUUGCAAAGUGCUUCAUUGUUAUUGCUGAUUACAGGAAAAAAUCUGACAGGCUCGGGGAGCAGUGGAAGAAGGGAGUUCCAAUUGAGGUCAUCCCCAUGGCUUAUGUCCCUGUCACCAGAGCCCUGACCAAAAAAUUCGGCGGAGUCGUGGAGCUGCGGAUGGCUGUUAACAAAGCAGGCCCUGUGGUGACAGACAACGGGAACUUCAUCCUGGACUGGAAAUUUGACAAGAUUCAUGAGUGGCGUGAAGUGAACAGCGCUAUAAAAAUGAUACCAGGCGUGGUGGAGACGGGGCUGUUCAUCGACAUGGCCGAGGUGGUGUAUUUUGGGAUGGAGGACGGCUCUGUCAGCGUCAGGGAGAAGCAGCCCUGCUGACAGGGACUCACUCAGCUGCUGGGACAGUGCCAACCACGACGUUUUGCCUUAAGGAGCGGCGGCUGUCGCAGGAGACCCGCGGGGAAGCCCAUCAGAAUCUGCGGACGUGAUACUGAAUGUCUUUUUUAAGAAACAACAAAUGAACAAACAAACAAAAAAAUAG
This is a messenger RNA of Ficedula albicollis (Collared flycatcher), 1063 nucleotides long. It is a transcript of the gene RPIA, whose product is annotated as ribose 5-phosphate isomerase A. Lineage: Eukaryota; Metazoa; Chordata; Aves; Passeriformes; Muscicapidae. Gene Ontology annotation, cellular component: intracellular membrane-bounded organelle. Bases 67 to 900 code for a protein of 277 amino acids. Gene Ontology annotation, molecular function: ribose-5-phosphate isomerase activity. The record is from RefSeq and is a predicted model, not a curated record. Gene Ontology annotation, biological process: pentose-phosphate shunt, non-oxidative branch; D-ribose metabolic process. The transcript is spliced from 8 exons.